This is a messenger RNA of Xenopus tropicalis (tropical clawed frog), 2569 nucleotides long. RefSeq names its product CD2 (cytoplasmic tail) binding protein 2 (gene cd2bp2). Bases 51 to 1253 code for a protein of 400 amino acids. Gene Ontology annotation, cellular component: U5 snRNP; nucleus; cytoplasm. The record is from RefSeq and is marked provisional. Lineage: Eukaryota; Metazoa; Chordata; Amphibia; Anura; Pipidae. The transcript has 7 exons.
AUCCGGCUGCGACACCCGCGUCUCGACGAGUGCUUCCGAAAAACGAAAGGAUGUCUAAAAGGAAGGUCACAUUUGUGGAUGGGGCUGAAGACGACGAUGAUGAGCAGAAAAAAAAAAGGCUCCCGGAUGUAGUGGGAGGCCCAGGAAGUCGAUUUAAAGGGAAACAUUCUCUGGACAGCGAUGAGGAAGAUGAUGAGGAAGAAACCAGUGAUGGACGUUCUGCAAAGUAUGACAUAUUAGCCCCCGAGGAUGUUGAAGGACAAGAAAACGCUACUCUGGAGUCGGAGGGUGGUGUUCCGAUUACUCCUUUUAACCUGAAGGAGGAAAUGGAGGAAGGGCAUUUUGACUCUGAGGGCAACUAUUUUUUGCGUAAAGAAGCUCAGAUUCGGGACCACUGGCUUGAUAAUAUAGACUGGGUCCGAGUUAAGGAACGCACUGCACCCACAGAAACCGCUGAUGAUGAUGACUCUGAUUCUGAGGAAGGCAGAGCACCACUGAGCAAGAAAGUGCUACUGGAGGGAAUCUUGCAGCUGCUUCAGCCUGGCGAGACUGUGGCUAAAGGAAUCCAGCGUCUUGGAGGGACAGGAGGCAAAAAGGCAACUGGGGGCCAGAGAGCAAGGCAGCAGAAGACCCCCCAAGGCAGGAGAAAGAAGAGAGGGACUAAGUCUGACGGAGACAGAGAGCAGGAAGAUAAUACAGAUUCUAAAAUGGAUGAGGGUAAAGGUGAAACGGAUUCAAGGCAAGAGAGAAAGGAUGAGCAAGGUCAGGAGUCCCUAAGAGACAGGGUGCGGGAUAAUGGCCAAGAGGAAACUGCACAGAGCAGAGUGGCUGCGGGGUCGGAGGAAGCAAGUAACGAGGCAGAAAGUAGGCCAGAGCCCCUCGAGCUCCUCAUAUCCCUAGCAGAUCAGAUGGUAGCCCUUGGUGUGUAUGAGAUCUACCAGGACACAUAUGAGAAGGUGGCGUACAGGCUCAAGACCUUGGCUCCACCUGCCGAGCUGGACAUGUUUGCUGAUGAGGUGGAGGAGAAAACACUGGAGAAGAAGGCGGAGUCCCAGUCGUCGGAUGCAGUGAUGUGGGAGUACAAAUGGGAGAACAAGGACGGAGCAGAGCUGUAUGGGCCCUUCUCCAGCACACAGAUGCAGGAAUGGGUGGAUCAGGGCUACUUCGCCGAGGGAGUUUAUUGCCGGCGAGUGAGCGGCUCCGGGAGUCAGUUCUACAACUCACAGAGAAUAGACUUUGAGCUUUACAUGUGAUUGGUCCCGGCACUCUCGCUGCCCCGCCUCUUCCACUGUGAUGGACUCUAUGGACUUCCCCUGUGGGACACUGACACAUGGAAGAGACCAUUGUGUGUGCUGGUAUAUCCCCCUGAGUGCCGUUUGUGAGCGAGAGAAGCCUCCCGGAGUGCACACUCAUGCUAAUCUGGUCUGUACGUGUGUGUGUGAUCCUUACACAGAUUUAUUGCAGGGCUUCAGCUGUUUGUAAUAAAAAUAUUUUAUUUCUCUUAUUGGUCUCUAUGCCGUGUCAGGCUAAGCGGUAUAUUUACCAACCGGGGCUGGGUAUGUGAGAUUAACCUUCUAUAGAGUCCGAAUAAUGGGUAAAUACACCCACGUUUGCUGUUAUCCCAUUGGACGAAAUGUAUCUUUAUUUCCCCUUUUGCUUUUAUUUCAUAAUAGGUUCUAUAUUUUCAUUUCUUUGCUUGUUAUUUCAUGCACUAAGCAGGGCAAAAUCAUAAAUGGGGAGUAAAAUUCAAAUUCCACUUCCUGUUUAGUAAGCGCACAAUAAAAACAUAACGUAGGGAACAGGAGGUAGAAUGUGACUGUACUUUCAAUUUUAGAUUUUGCCUAGAUUUUUGCCUCUAGUUUGCUCAUAGCCUGUACAGAGACAUACCAUAAAACUAUGGCAGCAUAGGGAUUCCCCUGUACUAAGCACAAUUCAGCAGGAACAGCCCCCUAAGUUUGCUCAUAGCCUGUACAGAGAGAUGACAUAAAACUAUGGCAUAUAGGGAUUCCCCUGUACUAAGCACAAUUCAGCAGGAACAGCCCCCUAAGUUUGCUCAUAGCCUGUACAGAGAGAUACCAUAAAACUAUGGCACAUAGGGAUUCCCCUGUACUAAGCACAAUUCAGCAGGAACAGCCCCCUAAGUUUGCUCAUAGCCUGUACAGAGAGACACCAUAAAACUAUGGCAGCAUAGGGAUUCCCCUGUACUAAGCACAAUUCAGCAGGAACAGCCCCCUGAGUUUGCUCAUAGCCUGUACAGAGAGAUCCCAUAAAACUAUGGCACAUAGGGAUUCCCCUGUACUAAGCACAAUUCAGCAGGAACAGCCCCCUAAGUUUGUUCAUAGCCUGUACAGAGAGAUACCAUAAAACUAUGGCAGCAUAGGGAUUCCCCUGUACUAAGCACAAUUCAGCAGGAACAGCCCCCUAAGUUUGUUCAUAGCCUGUACAGAGAGAUACCAUAAAACUAUGGCAGAAUAGGGAUUCCCCUGUACUAAGCACAAUUCAGCAGGAACAGCCGGCUAAGUUUGCUUGCAUCCUGUAAAGAGAGAAAUAAAAUAAAUAUAUAACAGCA